This is a messenger RNA of Capsella rubella, 3183 nucleotides long. Its product is annotated as probable ubiquitin-like-specific protease 2B. NCBI's taxonomy places the organism in Eukaryota, Viridiplantae, Streptophyta, Magnoliopsida, Brassicales, Brassicaceae. Gene Ontology annotation, biological process: proteolysis. The record is from RefSeq and is a predicted model, not a curated record. Gene Ontology annotation, molecular function: cysteine-type peptidase activity. Bases 191 to 2971 code for a protein of 926 amino acids. The transcript is spliced from 16 exons.
GUGCUAAUAUAAAUAGAGAUAAAGUUGCAUCCGCGCGUGGGUUUCAAACGCGCUAGCAUUUGUUGUUGACUUGUAUUUUCGUUUUGGCGUCUCUCUCUUCUCUCUCACUCGACCCCCCGAUUUCUGAUCGCCGAUCUCCGGCUUGGAUUCUCCGUGUACCGUCGAGGCUUGUCCUCAGAUUUCUGUGUUGAUGAAGAAAACCAUGGAAGUGUUCGAUUUCAAUGAAGAUGACGAACUCGCUGAAUCUGCAGCUGGAAAGCUGUUUGAAAAAUUCACAAACCCUAGUCCUUGCAAUUCUCCGCUUCUGCAACGCCAACGCAUCCGGAGCUUCUGCAAUGAGAAACGUGUUCAGAAACAAGAACCUGAAGGCCCAAGUUGUGCAGAGCCUGCUACUGUUGUUGACGAUGAAGAUGCUCCGACUUUAAUAACAGAAGCUGAGGAGUCCAGAACUAGUCUCACGUUUCGUUUGGAAACCAGUGAGCAUAUAAAAGAAACAGAUGCAGAGUACGUUAAUCAUGGUUUGAUGUUUGGUUUGAAUACUGAAGACCUUGCCAAAGAAACAAAUGUUGAUCACGAUAAUAAUGGAAUGAUGUUUGGUUUGGAUACCGACGACGAGAUGAAGGACUCAGAUGAUGAUCAUGAAUUGGUAAGUUUCUCUUGCCAGCCAGGCAAAAACAGUUACUAUGCUGAAACUUCAUCAUAUAGUCAGCGCCAACUAAACUCAUCCUUUUCAGAUUCUUCUUCCAGUCAGGAGCAAAAUGAUAUGAUGUCAGCUAUUAAUGAAAGCUUCAGCGAUCAAUCUGCGUUGAGUGAAACUUCUGAUUCAGAAGGUGAUGAAGAUUGGAUGGCUGAAAAUUUCUUCAGUGAUGUGGAAAAGAUUGACAUAAGCACAGCUGUUGUAAUGACUUCGGAGUAUGUUAUACUUAAGGAUAUGCACUGUGCUGCAUCUCUGGUGAUCUUUUCAUGCAAUGGCAUAAAAAUCAAGAGUUACCUCGCAAAUAAUGAAGAAGGGCCAUUUUCUUGUGAAUUUGGAGUUGAAGACAUAGUUAGUAUUCAAUACAAUUGGUACCAAAAUGUUGGAUUGAUCAUUCUCAGAAUUCGAAUUCUACUGAAGGAUGAAAAAUGCCAUGAAGAUAUGCAACACACCACAGACAUUGAGGAGUUAAAGAUUGCGGUGAAAGAACACAAUUGGCCUGAGAAGCAACAAAAGAUAAACUUGCUGCAUGUGAAAUACCCGGCUUUGUGGAAUCCUGACUUCGAGGUUGACGUGGAAGUAUCAGGGGAUAACUUGAAUCAACAGAAGCGUUAUUUUCCAAGCUUUGAUGAACCGUUUGAGGAUGUUGUCUAUCCAAAGGGAGACCCAGAUGCUGUUUCCAUUUGCAAAAGAGAUGUUGAGCUCUUGCAGCCAGAGACAUUUGUGAAUGACACGAUCAUUGACUUUUAUAUUAAUUAUCUAAAGAAUCAGAUUCAAGCGGAGGAAAAACAUAGAUUCCAUUUCUUUAACAGCUUUUUCUUUCGGAAACUUGCUGAUCUUGACAAAGAUCCUUCAAGUAUAGCUGAUGGAAAGGCUGCCUUUCUCCGUGUUCGUAAGUGGACAAGGAAGGUGGACAUGUUUGGCAAGGACUACAUUUUUGUACCGGUGAACUUCAAUCUUCACUGGAGUUUAAUAGUUAUAUGUCACCCUGGUGAAGUGGCUAAUUGUACAGAUCUCGACUUGGAUGACUCCAAAAAGGUACCAUGUAUAUUACAUAUGGAUUCUAUAAAAGGGAGCCAUGCAGGGCUUAAAAAUCUAGUCCAAAGUUACUUGUGCGAGGAAUGGAAGGAGAGGAAUAAAGAGACACCAGAUGAUAUUUCUUCUAGAUUCAUGAAUUUGCGGUUCGUCUCACUUGAGUUGCCACAGCAGGAAAACUCAUUUGACUGUGGCCUCUUUCUGCUGCACUAUCUGGAGCUAUUUCUUGCUGAAGCUCCCCUUAAUUUUAGUCCUUUCAAGAUAUAUAAUGCUUCCAACUUUCUUUACCUGAACUGGUUUCCUCCAGCCGAGGCUUCGUUGAAGCGUACUCUGAUUCAGAAGUUAAUUUUUGAACUCCUUGAAAACCGGUCACGGGAAGUUAGUAAUGAACAGGACCAGUCUUGUGAAAGUCCAGUUACCGUCAAUAACAAUACCGGCAUGGAGGUUCUCUCUGAGAGAUGCAGCCCCUUGAUAGACUCUAAUGGGAAUAUUGGACAGCUGCAAGACGAUCAAGGAAUAGAAAUGACUUUGCUUGAAAGAUCUUCCAUGAGGAACACGCAAGCUGCUAAUGAUUCGGGUAUGGUACUAAGAGAUUUAUUCGAUUCAGGAGCCACCAACACAGGAUCGUUACUUGUACAACUACAACAACCGUUCGAGGAACCAUCUUCAUUUUAUGAUCUUAGCAACAACUCAUUGGCAAGAGAGCAAGUGGAUAUGGAAACUGGUGAGCAGUUUAUGUGUUUGAACGCUGGGGAGGGAAACUUUCAACGCAUCACUGAAAGUACCUCUCCGAGAACAUCUAAUUCAUUCUCUUCAUGGAACCUUGGUAUUCCCCUGGUGCAAAAGGAAGAUGAGACCGAUUUGUUAUCUGAUACUUCAAAAAGCACUUCCAAUGAUGCAGAAGAUGUUGAUACCAUGGAUGACAACCCAGUGGAAAAUAUUAAUGAGGAAGAAACGGGCGAGAGUCCUCCAAGAGAGACCGUCUCUUUAUUAUCUGCAACCAUGAGCUCUACCACUGACCAUAACACUCAGAAUGAAGAGCACGUUGAGCUUGAGGUUCCAUCGAGUCAAGUUGACAGAGACGAGGAAAAGCCAUUGGAGCAUGAUCUUGAAAUGGGGGACAAGACGAGUAAAGAUGUUGGAGAUGAUUGUGAUGAGCAGGAGGAAGAUGAGAAGCGAGCUGCAAAACGGCCAAGGCUAUCAUCUUCCACAUUUGAAGUUGAUGAGAUCGAGAAGACUUAGAGAUUGUGAUAUGUAUAACCGGUCUUGUGUUGGUUCAUGGAUGGUUAGACUAGAUUAUUUAUAUGAAACGUUUAGGAAGUGUUUAUAAAACAUUGUAGAAGAUAUUAAAAAGAAAAAGGAAAGAAAAUGUCUUUUUGUGGUUGAUGAACAUGAAACAUGUAAAAUUUCGAUGCCUUAACUUAGGGUUGAUGAAUAUAGAGUUUUUUUUUUUU